CGCUGCAGUCAAAGACGCCCAUUGGUGACCGCUGCGUCCCAGCAGACGCCCAGUGGUGACACACUCGACGGGUCGCGCGACCGCUGCGCAAAAAAGGGCAGCCCUAGACGAUGCCGAGGCCGAGAGACGACGACGAUGGAGAGGACGCUCCACCACAGAUCGCAAAGGUCUGGAGCCGUCGAGGCGACGGCGAGACGAUGCCCAAAGAAACAAUCAAGCACAGACUGCCGCCGCGCGACGGCCCGGCGCCGACCGUCGGCUCAAGACAAAACUUCGAGUCGCGCGCCGCGCGUAGAAUGGCGGGCAAGGAUUCAAGGGAAGGGCCGUUCACGCCGCCGCUCGCCUUUGACAACCGCGUCAAGGUCCACAAGGGUGAUCAAGGUGGAGGUAGGAAGUCCUUUUUUAUGCGGUACGAGGAGCCGAAGGAAGCAGUGGAGGAGGAGGAGGCGAAGAACUACGACGACCUCAUCGAUAAACUGCGGGCGCGGCUCGGUAAGGAACACGUCGCGACGGAGGCGUCGGCGGGGCGGACCAACUUUAGGGAAGAAUGGGGCGGAACGCUUGACGCGACGGUCGCGGUCGUCCGGCCCGUGUCCAUGCGGGAGGUGGCCGACGUGCUACGAUUGUGUGUCGACAUCGGCAUGCCCGUGUCCCCCGGCGAGGACCCCGACGACGCCUUUGCAAGGCGCGGCGCGCGCGUCGGCGACCAAUCAACACCGAAGCCGCAGCCCCACGUCCUUCUCAAUAUGCGGCGGCCCGUGAUCCAGGCGGGACAGAGGGACAAGUUCUUCGAUAGCGAGAAGAUUAGUAUAGAGGACUUGAGGGAGGCGGACGCGAACGCCAUCGCCGCGGGCCAGGCGGAUAAUACAUAGGAUAC
Pelagomonas calceolata is the source of this 877-nucleotide messenger RNA. Lineage: Eukaryota; Pelagophyceae; Pelagomonadales; Pelagomonadaceae. The record is from the annotation of a GenBank genome assembly.